UUCUUUGGUAGACCAUGUUGAAAGAAAUAUCUUGAGAUAUCUUGGCCUUGCCUUGAGGCAACAGAUUUCAAACCGUGUGAUUUAAAUCACAUUGUUUGUUGUAUGAUUGUAAAUUCAGUUAGUACUGAGGAGUUUUGAGAGUAAUUUACAAGACAACACUAAUGAUGUCCAGGGUCACACCGUGGGCCACGCGAUGACAGGGAUGUUCAGCGGUGGCGUGGUUAACGAUGCUAUAGCGGCCCAGCCUGCUCCUGCCCCAGCUGCUGCUGCUGCACCAGCUGGCGCGCCAGCGUGUGCGUUUGAGGUUCAACAGUUCCUGCAGUGCGCGCAGGGACAGAGCGACCUUUCACUGUGUGAGGGCUUCAACGAGGCGCUGCGCCAGUGCAAGAUAAACAAUAAGCUGG
This is a messenger RNA of Homalodisca vitripennis (glassy-winged sharpshooter), 404 nucleotides long. RefSeq names its product coiled-coil-helix-coiled-coil-helix domain-containing protein 10, mitochondrial-like. Gene Ontology annotation, biological process: mitochondrion organization. The record is from RefSeq and is a predicted model, not a curated record. Gene Ontology annotation, cellular component: nucleus; mitochondrion. Lineage: Eukaryota; Metazoa; Arthropoda; Insecta; Hemiptera; Cicadellidae.